Rattus norvegicus (Norway rat) is the source of this 1696-nucleotide messenger RNA. RefSeq names its product NudC domain containing 2 (gene Nudcd2). Gene Ontology annotation, cellular component: centrosome; spindle pole. Lineage: Eukaryota; Metazoa; Chordata; Mammalia; Rodentia; Muridae. The record is from RefSeq and is a predicted model, not a curated record.
CACUUCACAGGUCUUUAGACGCGUCCGAAUUUUGGCGUCACACAGAUUAAAAGAUCGCCGGCACUUGUCUCCUUUGUUCCAGCGUCAGCGUUCUUGGGAUGUCAACAACUCUAGGCUGCCGGUUUUUCCCACCAGGUCUCGCGAGUGUCUUAAAUGGGCUCUGAAAGGGAAAAAUUUGAACACUCGGACACGCCGGGUUUGGACUCUUGCGCAUGUGCAGUGACCCCAAGGCGCGGAGGGCAAACCCUGAGUCGAGUCCCGCCGGUGUAGUGCUCUCCCGGAGCAGUGUCCCUGCGUGGCAUCUUCAGAAUGUCUGCCCCGUUUGAGGAGCGCAGCGGGGUAGUUCCCUGCGCGACUCCGUGGGGACAGUGGUACCAGACCCUGGAGGAGGUGUUUAUUGAAGUCCAGGUGCCCCCGGGCACUCGCGCGCAGGACAUCCAGUGUGGCCUGCAGAGUCGGCACGUGGCUCUGGCCGUGGGUGGCCGCGAGAUCCUCAAGGUAGCAAGCCAGGGCUUGUCCCGAGUUCCUUCUUCUGGCUUCCCCGCACCCUGAGUCCUAAAAUUCACGGUGUCAGAGGGAUGACUGCUGGGUGUGGCAAGGGGAAAUUGUUUGACUCUACAAUUGCUGAUGAAGGAACAUGGACUUUGGAGGAUAGAAAGAUGGUCCGCAUCGUCCUGACAAAAACCAAGAGAGAUGCUGCAAACUGUUGGACUUCCCUUCUAGAAUCUGAAUAUGCAGCCGACCCCUGGGUGCAAGACCAAAUGCAGAGGAAACUUACGUUAGAGCGAUUCCAGAAAGAGAAUCCUGGGUUUGACUUUAGUGGAGCAGAAAUCUCAGGGAACUACACAAAAGGUGGACCAGAUUUCUCAAACCUUGAGAAAUGACUGCUGUUGAGUAGUUUCUGUCUGUCUGUCUGUCCGUGGAUCCUGGCAGGUGCUGGCAACUUAAUGCAGCUGAUGAUGUGACGGACGAGACACCCAAUGUCUACAGUAAAAAGAUUGCAAAGUGUAUUUCAGUAUGCUUGUGAAAGAUUACAUUCAGAUACGAUUUGCGUAGGACAUAGAGCAGCUCUGCUGUGGAUAGAUGGUAACUUUUAUUGCUCUGCAUUAAGUUUUAUAUGCUACAUUUUCCUAAUUUCAUAUUUAAUUGUAUUUUUACUACAAAAACAUUGGAGUACAAAUCAUAUGAAAUGAAAAGGUGCCUUCAUGGAAAAAUAUUUUUUUGUGUGUGUGUGAUGCAAAAAUAAUGUUCAGUAAAUUUCUGAGUAAGAAUUGUGUACCCCUUUGUCUAGAUAUGCUUGUCUGUACACAGAAAGUACAGAACUGAAAAUUUUUUUAAGAAAGGAAAAAAGUACACUGAAAUCCUUUGGAUAACUUGAGUUAGUAAAAAAUUCUAACUGGUUUGGUGCUGCCUAAGUGAUUAUGUCAAGAAAUUGAAAACUGAUAAAACCCUAACAACAUAAGAGAAGUUAAUUGCCUCUUACUGUCAAAAAACAAUUUAGGCCCCUGAGUGUAGGCCACAGGCUUCAUUUAAUUUCAGUGAUUCAGAUAAAGUGGUCUGGAAAAAAAAUUCUUUCAUUUUCUUUGUGUUUUUUAAAUCUUGAAAAAAAUCGAAAUGUGUAAAAAGCUUACAAGUCAAAUAUUAACAGAUUGAAAUCUUACACUUUUUCUAAUAAAUUGACAUGUUGUCACCUCAA